ACCUCCAUUCGUGACGCAAACACAUCUGGGUAGUUUAUAUUGGAACAUAGAAUAUAAAGAAAUACGCCAGCCAGACUACUUGUCCAUCUCACUUAAUAGAAAAACAAAAAAGAUUUUAAAAUCCAUAAAUGAAACAACCGAAACCACUUGUUUAAAGUUAUUGAAAAAAGUGUGUGACGUGAAGUGCCCAGCCUGCCACAAGGCACUUUAUCCAUAUAAAGCCAAGGUACAGUUCCAGUGUACAGUUCCGGGAAAAAUUGCAUGAAUAUGCCGUCCAUAAAAUCGCGUCUCAAUCCCAAUCCUUCUGAUCAAGAUGACUUUUCCUGUCGCCUGUGCUCCGGAAACCACGGUCUACGCAAAUGCAAAGCAUUCCGGAAGAAAGAUGUAAAGGAACGUAUGCAACUGGUUAUCACCCAUAGCUACUGUCCAAACUGUUUAGCACAUAAACAUUCCUCCAAUGCGUGCUUCUCAACCAAAGGAUGUUAUCAUUGUGGAGGCAAUCACCACUCUUUGUUGCACAUCGAUCAACCAAAAACAAAUGCAAAGAAGACUAAGACUGUUAAACGAGAAAAUAUGACCCAUCGUUUGACAAACCAAAAUAUUAUGUCAGUUCCUCAACAGUCUGUCACCAUGGCAUCAAUUGUAGCACCGCAAUCCACUUUAUUGUUUCCAACGGCCAUUAUUCUUGUCAUUAACGAUAAUAAAAAUCAUCACGUACGAGCAGUUCUUGAUCCUUGCACAGCUAUCAGCAAAAUAUCUCGAAAAUUUGUUAAGGAGGUAGGACUACGUACCACAACUCUUGGUGAUGAAUCAAUUUGUGCAGUAUCCAUAGCCUCACGCCAAUCUCCACAGACUGCAUUCAACACCACUAUGAGGGUAAACAACCAUAUAUCGAUGGACACUCCUACCAGAUCACUAAAUGCCUCAAUGGCAACAAACUUUAAAAACAUCACCCUAGCUGACCCUCAAUUUUAUAAGUCGGGGCCGUUUUCCAUAGUUUUGGGAGCAGACUUGUAUGCUCGACUCAUUUUACCCGGAUUGUUGCCCAGUGAUGGAAAUCUUCCAGUAGCUAUGAAUACUGUAUUCGGAUGGGUUUUGUCCGGCUCCUGCAACAACUAAAUGAGAAAAUCUCCAAUAAUUACUUCUAAAUGAAUUAAACCAAAUGUAUUAAGCUAUGUUGUAUAUAUUCUUGU
Molecule: messenger RNA, 1193 nt
Organism: Stomoxys calcitrans (stable fly)
Lineage: Eukaryota; Metazoa; Arthropoda; Insecta; Diptera; Muscidae
Exons: 2
Coding region: 262-1119 (285 amino acids)
Source: RefSeq, a predicted model, not a curated record